CAGGAGAGGCAGAAGAGGAGGAGGUGGGGAGACUGGGCGAGAAAGAAGCAGGAGAGGAGGGAGACCGGGAGGAGGAGAGAGAAGCAGGAUGGAGACAUGGGGUUAGGUGGCUCCGGGGAGCUGAAGAAAAGAGAGCAAAGAGGGGGUGUGGAUUAGAAACCAGGAGGUAACCCCGGGGAGAAGCAGGAGGCAGAGAAAGGGGUAGGAAGAUCGGGAGGUAGAGGGAGGCUGGAGGGUUGGGGAAAAGAGAAAAGGAAGGAGGAGAGGCACAGAGAGCUGGGAGAGCAGGGAGGAGUGUAUUUGGGGGGUCUCAGUUCCCUGCUGCCUCGGUGUUUGGGGAACUGGACUCCCUGUAGGGAGGAGAGGCAGGCUGGAAGUCCUGGAGGGACAGGGUCCCACAGAGCAGGGAAGGAGGAGCUGAGAGAGGGUUGCUCAGAGGCCUCCCAGGGAUGGGGGUUGCUGCUCGUCUGAGCGUUCCUAGGGCGCUGGUACUCUGGGCCGCACUGGGGGCGGCAGCUCACAUUGGACCUGCACCUGACCCCGAGGACUGGUGGAGCUACAAGGAUAAUCUCCAGGGAAACUUCGUGCCAGGGCCUCCCUUCUGGGGCUUAGUGAAUGCAGCCUGGAGUCUGUGUGCUGUGGGGAAGCGGCAGAGCCCUGUGGAUGUGGAGCUGAAGAGGGUCCUUUAUGACCCCUUUCUGCCCCCACUGAGACUCAGCACUGGGGGAGAGAAGCUUCGGGGAACGUUGUACAACACUGGCCGCCAUGUCUCCUUCCUGCCUGCGCCACGGCCUGUGGUCAAUGUGUCUGGGGGGCCCCUCCUCUACAGCCACCGACUCAGUGAACUGCGACUGCUCUUUGGAGCACGUGAUGGAGCUGGCUCUGAACACCAGAUCAACCACCAGGGCUUCUCUGCUGAGGUGCAGCUCAUCCAUUUCAACCAAGAACUCUACGGGAACCUCAGCGCCGCCUCCCGGGGCCCCAAUGGCCUGGCCAUUCUCAGCCUCUUCAUCAAUGUGGCUGGCAGCUCGAACCCCUUCCUCAGCCGCCUCCUUAACCGGGACACCAUCACCCGCAUCUCCUACAAGAAUGAUGCCUACUUUCUUCAAGACCUGAGCCUGGAGCUCCUGUUCCCCGAAUCCUUCGGCUUCAUCACUUAUCAGGGCUCCCUCAGCACCCCGCCCUGCUCAGAGACUGUCACCUGGAUCCUCAUUGACCGGGCCCUCAAUAUCACCUCCCUCCAGAUGCACUCCCUGAGACUCCUGAGCCAGAAUCCUCCGUCCCAGAUCUUCCAGAGCCUCAGCGGUAACGGCCGGCCCCUGCAGCCCUUGGCCCACAGGGCCUUGAGGGGCAACAGGGACCCCCGGCACCCCGAGAGGCGCUGCCGAGGCCCCAACUACCGCCUGCAUGUGGAUGGUGCCCCCCAUGGUCGCUGAGACUCCCCUUCGAGGAUUGUGCCUGUCCUUUCCAAGCCUCCCAACACGGGGAGGGGAGUCACCCCCAAAACAAAGCUAUUAAAGGGACAGAAUAC
Mustela erminea (ermine) is the source of this 1531-nucleotide messenger RNA. It is a transcript of the gene CA11, whose product is annotated as carbonic anhydrase 11. Gene Ontology annotation, molecular function: carbonate dehydratase activity; zinc ion binding. The record is from RefSeq and is a predicted model, not a curated record. The transcript is spliced from 9 exons. Bases 450 to 1436 code for a protein of 328 amino acids. Lineage: Eukaryota; Metazoa; Chordata; Mammalia; Carnivora; Mustelidae.